Messenger RNA from Colletotrichum orchidophilum, 876 nucleotides. RefSeq lists its product as uncharacterized. The record is from RefSeq and is a predicted model, not a curated record. The transcript is spliced from 2 exons. The coding region runs from base 1 to 876 and encodes 291 amino acids. NCBI's taxonomy places the organism in Eukaryota, Fungi, Ascomycota, Sordariomycetes, Glomerellales, Glomerellaceae.
AUGUCGUGCUGCGUUCGCCGCGCGGCCGUACAGACUAUCGCCAUGACUAUUGAGCCAGUGAUCCAGCCCGCAGAUGCCGCCGAGCAAUGGGCGCAAACGGACUGUUCGACAGAUCCCAAGCAGUAUAGCAGCCGACACGUACACAGCGGUUCUGGAUGGCCGCCAGGCUUGAACCACUUCACUAUCGAGCCCAAUAUUGAGUGCCAGCAAGGUCAUUAUCCAUCUCAGCAUUAUGUUACCGGACUUGAACCGACUGUGGCUGAGUUCCACGCUCACUCAAUACACCAAAAGUCCGAGGAGGGUACGUGGGAUACCCAUCUUCAACACAUUCACAACAAAAGUCACCAUGAGAACGAACUCGACACGCACACUCAUCAGGAACCUCAGACCACCACCUCUAUCGCCGCAUACCCUCUCCCACACGCUCCCCCAUCAGCUCCAACCUCAACUCCCAUCAACCACCACCUCGCCGCCCUCCGUCAACUCCCCCUUCAAAUCAACCUACCACGGAACCUUCACCCCCCACCCCCCUCAACAGACUCCAAUUACCCGCCCCGAAAACCGCACGAAACACACUCCAUCCCCGCAACACCAUCCUUCACCGCAGCGCAACGCAAUCUCAUCCUCAAGGCGUGCGAAAUCACAGUCGCCAUAGCAAGCGCCGGCGCCGACGGCACGUCCUCGAGCCCACAGGCAAUCGAUAGCGAGCUAUACGCCUUUGUGGAACAGGCCUCGGUGGUGCUGAGAGAAGCUACAUUGCCGAGAGCAGAGGGUGAUAUAUGGUGUUUGGCUGAUAGGGGGCGUCCUGGGAGUUGUAACGCGUAUGGUGGAGAUACGUGUUGGAUGGGAGACGCGGGACGUGUGGUGAGCAACUAA